UGUACCAUUUCUCUUUCCUCUCUUCUCUUCUCUUCUUCUUGCAGAUAUCAUUUUGUUUUUGUACUACAAAUCCUUUUGCUUUCUCCUUCCUUCCUUCCUUCCUUGUACACAAGUUGAUUCUCUGGGUCCUGUUGUGUCUGGCCUCUAUCAUCUCUAGAGAGACAAAACUAGUUUGAUUUUAUCUUUAAAGAAGAAAAGAUAUGGGUGAACAAGAGAAGCCUGAAGUUCUUGAAGCUGUGUUGAAGGAAGCUGUAGAUUUGGAAAAUAUACCCAUUGAAGAGGUUUUUGAGAAUCUGAGAUGUAGCAGAGAUGGUCUUACUUCUGAAGCAGCUCUACAGAGGCUUGAACUCUUUGGCUACAAUAAACUUGAGGAGAAGAGGGAAAGUAAGUUCUUGAAGUUUCUGGGUUUUAUGUGGAAUCCUUUGUCAUGGGUUAUGGAAGCUGCAGCUAUUAUGGCUAUUGCUUUAGCGAAUGGAGGAGGAAAGCCACCUGAUUGGCAAGAUUUUGUGGGUAUUAUAACCUUGCUUUUGAUUAACUCCACAAUCAGUUUCAUUGAGGAAAACAAUGCCGGAAAUGCUGCUGCUGCUCUUAUGGCUCGUCUCGCACCGAAAGCCAAGGUUCUUCGAAAUAAUCGUUGGAACGAGGAAGAUGCUGCAGUUUUAGUACCAGGGGACAUAAUCAGUAUAAAGCUAGGUGAUAUAGUUCCUGCUGAUUCCCGUCUUCUUGAAGGAGAUCCCUUGAAAAUUGAUCAGUCUGCUUUAACUGGGGAGUCUUUGCCUGUAACUAAAGGCCCCGGAGAUGGUGUUUACUCCGGUUCGACAUGCAAACAGGGAGAACUCGAAGCUAUUGUAAUUGCAACCGGAGUUCAUACUUUCUUUGGAAAGGCUGCUCAUCUUGUGGAUUCUACUAAUCAAGUUGGCCAUUUUCAAAAGGUCUUAACUGCAAUUGGGAACUUCUGUAUUUGUUCUAUCGCGGUUGGGAUGUUAGUAGAGAUAAUCGUGAUGUACCCAAUUCAAGACAGGGAUUAUCGGCCUGGAAUUGACAAUCUUCUCGUUUUGCUUAUUGGUGGAAUCCCAAUUGCUAUGCCAACUGUUCUAUCAGUUACAAUGGCCAUUGGUGCUCAUCGUUUAGCUCAACAGGGAGCUAUUACGAAAAGGAUGACUGCAAUAGAAGAAAUGGCAGGAAUGGAUGUGCUUUGUAGCGACAAGACGGGUACUUUGACACUGAAUAAGCUAACCGUCGACAAGAAUCUUAUUGAGGUUUUUGUGAAGGGAGUAGAUACUGAAAAUGUAGUAUUGAUGGCUGCUCGAGCUUCACGUACAGAGAACCAGGAUGCGAUCGAUGGUGCCAUUGUUGGAAUGCUGGCUGAUCCCAAAGAGGCCAGGGCUGGUAUUCAAGAGGUUCAUUUCCUUCCAUUCAAUCCUACUGAUAAGAGAACUGCGCUGACUUAUAUCGAUGGUGAAGGUAAAAUGCAUAGGGUCAGCAAAGGUGCACCCGAACAGAUUUUAAAUCUUGCCCAUAAUAAGUCGGAAAUAGAGCGAAGAGUCCAUACUAUUAUCGAUAAAUUUGCUGAACGAGGUUUGCGAUCACUUGCUGUUGCUUAUCAGGAAGUUCCAGAGGGAAGGAAAGAUAGCGGAGGAGGGCCAUGGCAGUUUGUUGGUUUGAUGCCACUGUUUGACCCGCCUAGACAUGACAGUGCAGAAACCAUAAGACGGGCUUUGAAUCUUGGAGUAAAUGUGAAAAUGAUAACAGGUGAUCAACUUGCCAUUGCGAAGGAAACAGGGCGUCGUUUGGGAAUGGGAAUCAACAUGUAUCCUUCAUCUGCUUUGCUUGGCCAAAAUAAGGAUGAAUCGAUAGCUUCUUUACCGGUUGAUGAACUUAUAGAAAAAGCGGAUGGAUUUGCUGGUGUCUUUCCUGAGCAUAAAUAUGAGAUAGUGAAGCGAUUGCAAGCGAGUAAACAUAUAUGUGGAAUGACGGGUGAUGGUGUAAAUGAUGCUCCUGCUCUUAAGAAGGCUGAUAUUGGUAUUGCGGUUGAUGAUGCAACAGAUGCAGCUCGAAGUGCUUCUGAUAUUGUUCUAACUGAACCGGGUCUUAGUGUCAUCAUUAGUGCUGUUCUCACCAGUCGAGCGAUUUUUCAAAGGAUGAAGAACUACACCAUAUAUGCUGUUUCGAUCACUAUCCGUAUUGUGCUUGGCUUCAUGCUGCUGGCACUGAUAUGGAAGUUCGACUUUCCGCCUUUUAUGGUUCUUAUUAUCGCGAUCCUUAAUGACGGUACCAUUAUGACAAUCUCGAAGGAUAGGGUGAAACCGUCUCCACUUCCCGAUAGUUGGAAAUUGGCUGAGAUCUUCACUACCGGCGUUGUUCUUGGUAGCUAUUUGGCAAUGAUGACGGUUAUCUUCUUUUGGGCAGCUUACAAAACAGAUUUUUUCCCGCGGAUAUUUGGGGUGCCUACGCUCGAAAAAACUGCUCACGACGAUUACCGAAAGUUAGCUUCGGCGGUGUAUCUUCAAGUGAGCACGAUUAGUCAAGCGCUCAUAUUUGUCACACGGUCUAGAAGCUGGUCGUUUGUUGAACGACCCGGUUUAUUACUUGUGGUUGCUUUUGCGAUCGCUCAAUUGGUGGCGACUUUAAUCGCGGUUUAUGCCAAUUGGGAGUUUACUGCUAUAGAAGGAAUCGGAUGGGGUUGGGCUGGUGUUAUUUGGCUUUAUAACAUCAUUUUCUAUAUUCCACUUGAUAUUCUUAAGUUCUUGAUCCGUUACACUCUUAGUGGAAAGGCUUGGGAUCUUGUUAUUGAAAGAAGGAUUGCAUUCACUAGACAAAAGGAUUUCGGAAAGGAACAGCGAGAGCUUCAAUGGGCUCACGCCCAACGAACCCUUCAUGGGCUCGAAGUGCCCGACCCUAAAAUCUUCACUGAUCAAGGAACUUUCUCCGAGCUUAACCAUUUGGCUGAAGAAGCUAGGAGGAGAGCUGAAAUCGCGAGAUUGAGGGAACUAAAAACUCUAAAGGGUCAUGUGGAAUCUGUGGUGAGAUUGAAGGGUCUCGACAUCGAGACGAUCCAACAGUCAUACACAGUUUGAGAGCCGAUGAAAACGUUUUUUUUGUGUUAAGUUUGUCGUGAAUUAUAACACUUGUCUAGACUUAAAGAUCUUGUUAAACGGUUAAAAUGUCAAUAUCUGCUUGUUUUCUUUUAUC
Impatiens glandulifera is the source of this 3192-nucleotide messenger RNA. Its product is annotated as plasma membrane ATPase 3-like. Gene Ontology annotation, molecular function: ATP binding; ATP hydrolysis activity; P-type proton-exporting transporter activity. The record is from RefSeq and is a predicted model, not a curated record. Lineage: Eukaryota; Viridiplantae; Streptophyta; Magnoliopsida; Ericales; Balsaminaceae. Gene Ontology annotation, biological process: proton export across plasma membrane; regulation of intracellular pH. The coding region runs from base 201 to 3077 and encodes 958 amino acids. The transcript is spliced from 20 exons. Gene Ontology annotation, cellular component: plasma membrane.